Messenger RNA from Conger conger (European conger), 8379 nucleotides. RefSeq names its product bromodomain adjacent to zinc finger domain, 1B (gene baz1b). NCBI's taxonomy places the organism in Eukaryota, Metazoa, Chordata, Actinopteri, Anguilliformes, Congridae. Gene Ontology annotation, biological process: chromatin remodeling. Gene Ontology annotation, cellular component: WICH complex. The transcript is spliced from 20 exons. Gene Ontology annotation, molecular function: histone H2AXY142 kinase activity; protein binding. The coding region runs from base 655 to 5475 and encodes 1606 amino acids. The record is from RefSeq and is a predicted model, not a curated record.
ACUGUCUUGCUGCUGCCGGGGUAACGGAGUUUUGGGGUUGCGCGAAAUGUUGCCGGUGGACUACGAACUCCCGCCAUUUUUCAAUCAAGAUUUCACCCUCCUUGUUUGUUUUCCUGCGUUUUAGAACCCGUCCCACAUCGCCCAGUAUCUACCGGAAGACGUGCGUGGAUCCAAGGGCGAGGAAGAGAAAGAGAAACCCGAGCGAACGUUGCAAGAUCAGCAGUGUGAGAAAGCGCGCCAGACCCCUCUGAGCAGCGCCUCCGCUCGUCUCUGCCGCCUCGGGAACCUAGCUAGCUAGCUAGGAUCGUUGCUUCUUCCAACAGCUCUGUCAACAUCGCUUGUGUAUGAGUCUGAUUUUCAAGUUCCGGACACCUGUUUCACGUGUUUUCGUCAAUCUCGAACUAUGAUAACACCGGCUCGAUGGGUAGCUAGCGAAUUAGUUGGCUAGCUAGCUACAUGUGUGUUAUUGUUUUGCAUCGAGGCUCGAGUCAACCGGCUAGCUCGCUGUAUGUAUCCUGAGCACAUUGUGUGUUCGGGGAACUCGUUAUAUACGAAACUGGAAUACAUGCUAAGAAUUUUUGUUUUCAUUGUUCCACAACUGUGAUCAAGAAGGGGGUUAUUUGUUUAUUCGUCACCUCCUGACCUGCGCUCACGAUGGCACCGUUGUUGGGCCGGAAGCCCUGCCCGCUGGUUAAGCCACUAGCAGAGCCGCCAGGCCCAGAAGAAACCAUCUACACCAUCGAGCACACCAAGGAGGCCUUUCGGAACAAAGAGGAGUAUGAGACGCGCUUGCAGCGGUACGGCGAGCGCAUCUGGACGUGCAAGAGCACGGGCAGCAACCAGCUCACCCACAAAGAGGCCUGGGAGGAGGAGGAGGAAGUCACCGGGCUGCUUAAGGAGGAGUACCCACUCUGGUUUGAGAAACCUGUCCUCGAGAUGGUCCACCACAACACCAUCUCUCUGGACAAGCUGGUGGACCAGGCCUGGGUGGAGAUCCUCACCAAGUAUGCUCUGGAUGAAGAGUGCGAUUUCCUGGUGGGGAAGGACAAGAGCCUGCGUGUGCGAGUGGUGAAGGCGCACCCCCUGGAGAAGCCGGAGGAGGACGCUGCGGAGAAGAAGCUCAACGGGGCCUGCGACUCGCCCUCCAGUGACAAGGAGAACACCACGCAGGAGAACCAGCGGAAGCAGGCCCUGCCCAAGGAGGAGGAGAGCAGGAGGGACAGUCUCUGUGAUCGGGCUCGGCGUUCACCCAGAAAGCUCCCCACAAACUUUAAGGAGGAGAAGAAGAGAUGGGUGAUGCCCAAAUUUCUGCCUCACAAGUACGACGUCAAACUGAUCAACGAGGACAAGGUGAUCAGCGAUGUCCCGACCGACAGCCUUUUCCGCACCGAGCGCCCGCCCAAUAAGGAGAUCAUGCGCUACUUCAUCCGGCACAACGCCAUGCGCCUGGGCACCGGGGAGAGCGCCCCCUGGGUGGUGGAGGAUGAACUGGUGAAGAAGUACAACCUCCCGAGCAAAUUCAGCGACUUCCUCCUGGACCCGCACAAGUACUUUGCUGAAAACCCCUCGGCAAAGAGGAAAAGCCUGAGCUCGCCGGACGGCAGACCCGCCAAGAAGCCCAAACCGGCGGCCGCGGAGGGGAUGGCGCCGAACGAGAAGGGCGAGAAAGAGAAGAAGAAAAAGAAGAAAAAGGUUCCAAUCAACAUGCCCCUCAGUCCCACCAUGUGGGGACACAUGCAGGUGAAGAAGAUGAACGGCUCUCCUCUGAAAGUGAAGAAUUCGGGCUCCCCGUCCAGCGGCGAGCAGAACGACAGCGACGACGACGUCAUCCUCCUGACUCCGCCCGGCUUCCCCAAGGCCGCCAAGUCCCCCAAGAAGCCCGGAGAGAAGAAGCGGGCGGAGGCCAAGAAGAACCGCAAGAGCAGCGGCUCCUCCGCCAAGAGCCUCAACGGCCAGAAGGCCUCCAAGAAGGACGGCAAGGCAUCCAAGAUGAAGCAGAUGACCCUUCUGGACAUGGCCAAGCGGCGGUCCACCGCCAGCCCCAAGAAGAGGGCCAAGAGCACGGGCCCGGGGACGCCCAAACUGGGGAAGCCCCUGCCGCCCAUGGCCUUGCACCUCCUGCGCUACUACAAGGAGAACAAGGGCAAGGAGGACAAGAAGAGCGCGCUCUCCUCCCUGGUCUCCAAGGCGGCCAAGGUGCUGACGCCCGAGGACCGCGCCCGUCUGCCGGAGGAGCUGCGGGAUGUGGUGGAGAAGCGCUGGGAGCUCCUGGAGCACAAGAGGAAGUGGGCGGCCAUGAGCGAGGAGGAGAAGCAGGAAGUGAUGCGCAGGAAGCGGGAGGAGAUCAAGGAGAAGCUGCGGGAGAAGGCCAAGGAGCGGCGGGAGAAGGAGAUGCAGGCGCGGCGGGAGCUCCAGCGCAGGUUCGAGGACCAGGAGCUGGAGGGCCGCAGCCUGCCCACCUUCAAGCUGGUGGACACGCCCGAGGGCGUUCCCAACGCCCUGUUCGGGGACCUCGCCAUGCUGGCAGACUUCCUCAACUGUUACGCCGGGCUGCUGAUGCCCAACGACCAGUACCCGAUAACCGCUCUCGCCCUCAUGGAGGCCCUGGCCGCAGAGAAGGGGGGCUUCCUGUACCUGAACCGCGUGCUGGUGGUGCUCCUGCAGACCCUGCUCCAGGACGAGCUGGCCGAGGGGUACAGCGAACUGGACAUGCCGCUGUCCGAAAUCCCGCUCACCAUGCACUCGGUGUCGGAGCUGGUCCGGCUGUGCCUGCGGCCUCUGGACGCCCAGGGCGAAGGCGGGUCCUCGGAGGCCAGCUCGCUGGGCGGGGACCUCGACGGGGCGCCCACCGCCGAGCUGCUGGAGCGCCUGGAGACGACGGAGGUGUUCGAGCUGACGCCCGAGGAGAAGGCCCGCCUCCUGGUGGCGCUGUGCCACCGCAUCCUCAUGACGUACUCCGUGGAGGACCACGUGGACGCGGUGCAGCAGCGCUCCGCCGAGCUCUGGAAGGAGCGCCUCGCCUCCCUCAAGGAGGUCAACGACCGCAAGCGCGCCGAGAAGCAGAGACGCAAGGAGGAGAUGGGCGCCAAGGCCGCCGCCGCCGGGGGCGGCUGGGUCAAGGUGGAGGGCGGGAGCAACCCCGUCACGCCCGUGUCCUCCGCCGCGAAGGCCGAGAAGAAGAAGGAGAAGGAGGGGAGCGGGAAGAAGGACGUCAGCAAGGCCAAGACGGAGCCGAAGAUGGAGCAGAAGACAGAGCAGAAGACGGAGCAGAAACCCGAGCCGGAGCCGGAGGACAUGAUCAGCACGGUGAAGAGCAGGAGGCUCAUGUCCAUCCAGGCCAAGAAGGAGAAGGAGGAGCAGGAGCGGCAGAACAAGGAGCGGAUGGAGAAGGAGGCGGAGGAGGAGCGGGUGAGGAAGCAGAAGGCGUCCGCGGAGAGGGCCUUCCAGGAGGGCAUCAAAAAGGCCAAGCUGGUCCUGCGCCGCGUCCCGCUGGGAACGGACCGCAACCACAACCGGUACUGGCUCUUCUCUGACGUAGUUCCCGGGUUAUAUAUAGAGAAGGGCUGGGUGCACGAGAGCAUCGAGUACAACUUCACUCUGCCCGUCGAGGAUGUAAAGGAAGAGGAGGCCGAGGUGCCAGAAGCAGGGGAGGUGGAGAAAGACGAGGAGUGUGAUGUGGAAAGCACCUUGAAUGAUGAAGGGCCGCAGGGUGUGCUGGCUGCUCCAGAGCCCCCCAUCGAGACCACCACCCCUAAACAGGGACAGAACCUCUGGUUUGUGUGUGACACGUCGCGGGAGCUGGAGGAGCUGAUGGAGAGCCUGCACCCGCAGGGCGUGCGGGAGAGCGUGCUCAAGAGCAAGCUGGAGUACAGGUACCAGGACCUCCUGCACUCCAUGUACAUGGCGCGCAAGCCCAACCCGGGCCUGAAGACCUGCGACGGCCACCAGGAGCUGCUCAAGUUCCUGCGCAGCGACCUGGUGGAGGUGGCCUCCCGGCUGCAGAAGGGCGGGCUGGGCUACAUGGACGACACCUCGGAGUUCGAAGAACGGGUGCGUGAUCUGGAGAACCUGAAGGAUUUCGGGGAGUGUGUGAUCACCCUCCAGGAGAGCGUGAUUAAGAAGUUCCUCCAGGGCUUCAUGGCCCCGAAACAGAAGAAGAAGAAGCAGAGCGGGGAGGAGAGCGCCAAGGCGGAGGAGGUGGACGAGGAGAAGAAGCUGGCGGCGGAGGCCAAGGUGGCGACAGCGGUGGAGAAGUGGAAGAGCGCCAUCCGCGAGGCGCAGACCUUCUCCCGCAUGCACGUGCUGCUGGGCAUGCUGGACGCCUGCAUCAAGUGGGACAUGUCCGCCGAGAACGCUCGCUGCAAGGUGUGCCGCAAGAAAGGAGAGGAUGACAAGCUGAUCCUUUGUGACGAGUGUAACAAGGCCUUCCACCUGUUCUGCCUGCGCCCUGUCCUGCAUCGCAUCCCCGAGGGGGAGUGGCUCUGUCCCGCCUGCCAGCCAACCGUGGCCCGCCGCUGCACCAGGGGGCGAAACUAUAAUGAGGACUCUGAGGAAGAGGAAGAUUCCGAGGAGGAAGAAGAAUCUGAUGAAGAGGAGGAAGAGGAGGAGGAAGAAGAGGAGGAGGAAAAUAAUGAUGACAAUGAAUUUGGACACUAUUUGCGAUCGAGGAAGCCCAGCAAGGCCAAGCGCUCGUCUUCGCGCGCCAAGCCCGCCAGCAAGGCCCCCCCUAAGAAGGCCACCCCUCCCAGCUCCAGAGGCGGCCGACAGAAGGGGUCUCCGGGGAGCCCCCCUGACAGCGACGAGCCGGUGCAGCAUAGCUCCCGGAGGCUGAGCAGACAGGAGCAGGACCUGGAGAAGUGUGAGGAGGUCCUCACCAAACUGGUCAGGUUCCGCUACAGCUGGCCCUUCAGGGAGCCGGUGUCUGUGGAAGAGGCUGAAGAUUACCUGGACAUCAUCUCCAACCCCAUGGAUUUCCAGACCAUGCGGCGCAAGUUCUCGGAGGGCCAGUACCGGCACUGCACCGACUUCCUGGACGACAUGAAGCUGGUCUUCUCCAACGCCGAGGAGUACAACCAGCCCGGCACGGCCGUCCUGGGCUACAUGGCUAAGACCGAGCUGCAGUUCCAGGAGCUCCUCCACCGGCUCGCCCCGGGCCUCAGCUACCUCCGCCGCCGCGCCCGCAAGUGCGCCGAACCGGAGCCCCGGCCGCAGAGACGGACCGCCAAGCAGCGGCGGCAGGAGGAGGAGGAAGACGAAGAGGAGGAGGAGGAGGAAGAGGAGGAGGAGGAAGAGGAGAUCCGCCCGCGGAGGACGGGCAGGCGCCGGGUGUACCGCGAGCAGGAGAGCGACAGCGAGCGCGAGGAGGCGGACAGCAGGAGGGCGCGGCGGGGGAGGAGGGGCGCGGGCGACGGGCAGCACAGCGACGAGGACAGGGCGGGCCCGCGACAUUCCAAACGCCAAAAACACUCCCCCUGAAGGGGGGGGCGGGGGGCCCGGGCCGCGCCCGUUUCCUUUCUUUCACUCAUUUAGGAAUUCUGCUUUCGCUCUAAACAGUCGCCCUCUGCCCCCCCUCCCCCCCAUAAUCAGACUUUUCACUUUAUGUUCAUAUUUUUGAGAAAAAAAAAAAAACAAAUUGGUAUUUGUAAGGUGUUUAUUACUGGUGAAAUUUUUUCAGCUAAGAAAAAGAGUAUGUUUUAGUUUUGAAGAUUUUUUGAGCUCUUAUAGGACUUUAUUUGAGAAUUGUUAUCAGUCUGAUUAAAAACGGAACACUUUACAAUUCUAGUCUGUCAUCCUGGCCAGUGUGUGACGUGGACGUCUUUGUUAGAAAAGCCGUAAGAACAAGUGCUGGGAAGGAGGGGGAUUGAGGGAGGGCGGGGCGUUUUCGGGGGGCAUUAACAGCUGUGUGGAGAGAGAUUUGGCAGCUGUGAUGUGAACUGUGGUACUUUUUUUAUUUUUACUCUUUUUAUGGGACACUGAGACAUCGUCCCGUGGCUGCCUCCCGGGCUCCUGCGCUGACGGGUCCCUCGGGGAGGGAGCGACACGCAAAGGAUUCGUCUUUUUUAUUUUUAAAGUAUAAUUCUAACACAUUCAGGUUCUUCAUCCUAUAUGCAACACAACUGUCUGUUCAGCAGCACUACAGAUAUGCAAGGGGUUUCAUAACACAAAGGGAACAACAAGCCGAGCUUGAGCUGCGCUAGCCGCGGGCGCUCAGGCUAACACAACUCCACAGCAUUCGGGGUCCAGGUCUGUUUGGUCCAGUGCGUUCAGGUGGGGGCCGUCGGCCUUCCCGCCCCCCCCCCGCCCCUUUGCCUCGGAGCAGGAAGUGGCACCACACUUCGUGUGGCUCCUUUUUUUGUACUUUCCUCGCAAGGAGCGAAGAGGGGAGCCGACUACCCCGUCCAGCUGUACUACCUCUCGUGUAUAGUGGUGUUUUGGCGGGAAACGCACCGCUCAGGAGUUCCUUGUGCUACAUUUCUAUUUAACACUUGCGUCUGGUUGCAUUUUUUCUUCGACUAAAACGCAUGCGACAGAUGUGUAAAAGGAAAAAUGUAUGUAUAUAUGAAUCGACUUUUCUUUUCCUUGCAUAAUUCGGAUGUACUUUGUUUAUAAGCAGGGUCUAAAGCCUUGUUUUUGAAAAUGGAGAACUGACAGCAAGUGAAAACGCACAAGUGCAGCUAAAUUCUGUGCAUUGACAUGACAGACCAGGUAAAAUUCAAUGUAUCCAGUAUAUACCAGCGCCGUGAUGCUGCAGUAUAUACCAGAUCUGUGUACAGGUCUGCUAUACACCAACUCUGUACUGGUGCAGUGUGUAUACACCCAACUCUGUACUGGUGCAGUGUGUAUACACCAACUCUGUACUGGUGCAGUGUGUAUACACCAACUCUGUACUGGUGCAGUGUGUAUACACCAACUCUGUACUGGUGCAGUGUGUAUAUAUACCAGCUCUGUGUACUGGUGCAGUGUGUAUAUAUACCAGCUCUGUGUACUGGUGCAGUGUGUAUAUAUACCAGCUCUGUGUACUGGUGCAGUGUGUAUAUACCAGCUCUGUGUACUGGUGCAGUGUGUAUAUACCAGCUCUGUGUACUGGUGCAGUACAUAUUAGGCUUGGACACUGUAAACUAGCUGCAGCUCUAUGAUAUGUACUGACUUCCCCACGGCUGAGUUAAAGAACACAAAUUCCCUUCUAUCCCCUGCGGACUGCGUGGGUGGACAGCUUCAAGGCUAGUGCAUUUGGUCAAAUUCCAUAACCCAAAGUGACAGUUGCCAAAAGCUCCUUAAAAUCCAGUUGUCAUCUGUGGAAUACAUAUUUGUAAAUGGCAAUUCUGGCACUUUUUCUAGAAUUAAUAUUCCAAAGUGCAGUACACUUGCUUGUUUGUUAUGGAUAAUUUGCUGAGAUAACAGUAGAAUGUUUUGAUCCGUAUGUUGCAGGUAAUGCUAUUUAACGCUCCAUUAUUUUAUUUUUUAGCUUUGCAUUAAAAUUUGGGCAGAAUCUGUCGCAACUCCGUUUCCGUUUCCUACCCGGGCGUAAAAAUGCCAUUAAGUCGGUCACCAGCAGGUGUCGCUCUUGCUUUGUGUUUUGGUGAAGAGCUGACGCUAAGAGCAGAGGUCUGCUCCAGGCUACCUCCUGCUUCAGCAUCUCCGAUCUACUCAAUUUGCCUGAUCUCUUCUGGAGGGAAGGGAGGGGCUGUCGAGCUCUCUGUUUUCGCGAAGGUUAACUCCCCAACGUAUCUGAAACUCGCUAUUUGGCAUCUAUUUAACACUGCUCCUGGCAACAAAAUGCCAACGCUUGAUGAUGCUAACUCUGGAGAGGGUGUCAUGGUUCUGUCCAAAGUGCAGAGAGUGUGUUUCGUGGUUUGUGUUGGUCCCGUGCUGUAUUGUACAGUGUCGUAGAACACCUUGGGGGAGCCAUGCUAUAUUUCCCUCCGAUCCCGCGGUGGCCAGUCUCCCCCUCACUCUUCGCUAUGGCCAAUCGCCGUGGCAACCUAACCCGCUCGGGAACUAAUUAAUAUUUCUGACAGCGUCCAGAAUCUACCUUUUUAAAGCGACAAAAAGCUCUUGACUAUCAGAGCCACCCGUUUGCAGGCUGGCUGUCUUCGUUGUAAAUUUUUCUUGGUUUACUAGGCCUCCAGGUCAGUGACCGUUCUGGGUUUUUAUUUUUAAUUAGCUCAGAAUGGAGUGGCGAUGGAAACCGUGUAGGCUCCUUUUGUAAUUCCAAAAUAAGAACUCAUUUGCAUCUCGGAUUUCUUUGUGAAAAUUAGCAUCCCAGCCAUCACUGCCAACUUUUAUGUAUUGGGACGCACUUGUAGUCAAGGGAUUGGAAGGUUUUCUUUCUCUCCCCCUCCCUCCCCUUUUUAAUAAAAAAACAUUCUUAAUGUACAA